CGCGGCACGCUAAUAAGCGAGUCGCUCCUGCCAGAGCCUAAGAUUCAUCUCCAACACCAACAACUGCGAGCCUCAACCGCAACCAAGACGUCGACCAUCACUACGAGCAACUGCACCAUGUCUGACGAACGCCGUCCCCGAUCGCGCUUCGACAGCGACGAUGGCGAGCGCCCUGCACGCUCGCGCUUCGAUACAGACCGUCGCUCUAGGUCGCCGUCGCGAAGGGAGUCCGAGUCGCAUCGCGCCCGUAGCCCUGUCGCCCGUGAAGGCACAGACAGCCCUGCAUCGUCCAACUUCAAGAACGACGCUGCUGCGAGGGCGGCGGCUGCGGCUGCCAGGAUCAACGCGCAGAUUCAGGCGAAGAAGGGCAUCCAGCAUGUCGACGUGCCACCUAUUCGCUCUGUAUGUCCACUCUACCCAUCCAUAUGCGGCCGUCGCUGACAGACUCCAGGCCGCUACUCCUCCAGUCGCCAAGUCGCCUGCCUCCAACUCCGCAGCGGCCAUAAACAACGAGACGUACCAGCAGGAUGGUGACUACAUCAAAGACAUUGAGAUCAAUGAUCUCCGUAACCGCUAUACACUGACCAAAGGAGCUACACAAAAGAGGGUAAAUAACUGUUUUUGCUGUCCACUGAUCGUCUAGGAUCAUGCCUUCUUCAUGCUCUGCAGCGCUACGCCUCUGGUGACCGUGUUGCGGGGCUGAAGUUGGUCCCUGUUUGCGCAUCUCUCUAUGAGAGUCAGAGCUUACUUGAUCUUCUAGCGCCCCACCCAUCUAUCAAAUGCUAACCUCCAUGUGCCAUCUAGAUCAAAGACGAGACUGGCGCCGGUACGCAUAUCCCGAUUACAAUCAUUAACCCUUUAGAAUACCUGCUUAUACAUGCAAGAUGUAACCACUCGCGGAGAAUACUACCCUGACAA
Messenger RNA from Alternaria alternata, 918 nucleotides. RefSeq lists its product as hypothetical. The record is from RefSeq and is a predicted model, not a curated record. The transcript has a single exon. The coding region runs from base 161 to 643 and encodes 160 amino acids. Lineage: Eukaryota; Fungi; Ascomycota; Dothideomycetes; Pleosporales; Pleosporaceae.